AUGGCCUUCGCCACCCUCCUUUUCCUCCUCCUUUCUCAGUUCUUCUCCACCGCAGGAUCAUACUCCACAGUCAACCAUCUCCCUGGAUUUCCAGGACCUCUUCCAUUCCAACUAGAAACUGGAUAUGUGGGUGUGGGAGAUUCAGAUGAGUUUCAGAUAUUUCAUUACUUUGUUAAAUCCGAUCAAAAUCCCAAAACGGAUCCUCUUCUUCUUUGGCUCACCGGCGGCCCCGGUUGCUCUGCCCUCUCCGGACUUGUCUUUGAAAUUGGUCCCAUAAGUUUUAAGGAAGAAGAAGCAAAGGAGAGCAUUCCUCAACUAAUCUUAAACCCUUACUCAUGGACCAAGAAUUCUAGCAUAUUAUUUGUAGAUUUACCUGUGGGGACUGGAUUUUCAUAUGAUACAAUUAUUCCUUCCUCUUUUAAGCCAGGAGAUUUUAGUCAAAUUCAACAUUAUCUUCAAUUUUUCAGAAAGUGGUUGGUUGAUCAUCCAGAGUUUAUAACAAAUCCCUUCUAUGUUGGUGGAGAUUCAUACUCUGGUAUGAUUGUUCCUGUUCUUGCACAAAGAAUUGUUGAAGGAAAUACCAUACAUGAUGAAUUUCCAUUUAUAAAUUUCCAGGGUUAUAUAUUGGGAAAUCCUUAUACUAUUCGUGGUUCAAGUAAAAACUUUACAAUUCCUUUUGCUCAUAGGAUGACCCUCAUCUCUGAUGAAUUGUUUGAGUCAUUGGAAACAAGUUGUAAAGGAAAUUAUGUGAACAUUGAUCCAAGCAAUGUGGAGUGCUUGAGACAUUACAAGAUAUAUGAAGAGUGUAUUUCGAAGGUGGAGCCAGCAUGCAUUAUAUAUCCAACAUGUGUAUUUAAGUCUUCAAAGCAACAGUACGAUGUAUAUAAUGAACGAAGAUCUCUCAGUAGCAUUCCAACAUUGCUGCUUCAUCAAAACUCACAACUCUCUUCCCUUCGUUGCCCUGAGUUUAAAUACAAACUUUCUACAAAAUGGGCUAACACCGAUCAAGUUCAAAAAGCACUUAACAUACGUGAGGGAAGUAUUGGAGAGUGGAUAAGAUGUAAGGAUAAAAAGAUGUAUAAUUUUGAAAUCAACAGUGUUUUUGAUUAUCACAUGAUCCUUAGUUCUAAAGGAUACCGAUCUUUGAUCUACAGUGGAGAUCAUGAUAUGUUGAUACCGCAUUUGGACACUCAAGCGUGGAUCAAAGCUUUAAAUUACUCAAUUAUUGAGGAUUGGAGACCAUGGCUUAUCUCGGAUCAAGUAGCCGGAUAUACAAGAUACUAUGCAAAUAAUAUGACUUUUGCAACUAUAAAAGGUGGAGGGCACACAGCAGAAUACACGAAAAAAGAAUGCAGCGUAAUGUUCAACAGAUGGAUAUUGGGAGAAUCAUUUGUGGACUCUUCCUUGAAAUUGUAUUUGUUUGAAGGUCCCCUAAAUUUGAAGGUAGAGCCAUACAAUGGAAGCCUACCUCAGAUAAUCUUAAAUCCUCAUACAUGGACUAAGAACACAAGUAUACUAUUCGUAGAUUCGGUUGUGUACUCUGGAUUUUCGUAUCCUCGAACCCCACAUGGAGCUAAAAAAGGAGACUUCAUACAAAUCAAUCAAAGUCACCAAUUUUUGAGAAAGUGGCUUGCAGCUCAUCCUGAAUUCAUAUCUAAUCCAUUUUAUGUUGGUGGAGUCUCUUAUGCUGGUAUGAUUGUUCCACCUAUUACUCAAGCUAUCUCAGAAGGAAAUAAAUAUGGUGUCCCAGUUAUAAACCUUCAGGGAUAUAUAGUUGGAAACCCAGUUAGCGUACGUGGAAGAAAUGAAAAUUUAGCGAUUCCUUUUGCUCAUGGCAUGAACCUCAUCCCUACUCAAUUGUAUGAGUCAUUGACCAGUAGUUGCAAAGGAGAAUAUGUGAAGGUUGAUCCAAAUAACGUGGACUGCAUAAAACAUGUAUCAACCUACAAAAAGUGUGUGAGUAGAAUCAAUGUUUGGUGUAUUUUGCGUCGUUUUUGCAAACCCCCAAGUGAAAGACCUGAACCUCGAAGAUCUCUCUAUAACAGCUUUGAUGAUCAACAAUUGCUUCAGCUUCCUCAGAAAACCUUACCUCAAUAUGCUAUUGAUUGUGAAGAGUAUAAAGGCAAUCUCGGUUACUACUGGGCUAAUGAUGAUCGAGUUCAAGAAGCACUUCAUAUUCGUAAGGGGACAAUUCCAGAAUGGGAUAGAUGCAAUACUACUGAUGAUUAUGAGUAUGAAAUUUCGAAUGUCGUUCCUUAUCAUGCAAACCUCAGUCUUAAAGGUUAUCGGUCUUUGGUUUUUAGUGGAGAUCAUGACAUGAGAGUUCCGACCAUAGACACUAAAGAAUGGGUCGAUUCUCUAAAUUAUUCAAUUGUUGAUGAUUGGAGACCUUGGUUUAUUUUAGAUGAUCAAGUACUCGGCUACACAAUGACAUAUGCAAAUAACAUGACAUUUGCAACCAUUAAAGGUGGAGGACACACACCACAAUACACUGCGUACCAAAGCGGAAUAAUGUUCAAUAGAUGGAUAGUAGGAGAAGCUUUAUAAAAGAAAUAGGGGUGAAUAAUGUGUCCUUCUUACUCCCUCUAAAAACUACUUUAGUCCUCGGAAAAUUUUAAAUUAUGGGUUGGCGGGACAACAAGAAAAAAAAAAAAGAAAAAAAAAGGAUAAUUUUUAUGUAUGUUAAUGUGUACCUUGAAGGUCUUUUUCAUGACUUGAAAAUAAUCAAUUUGAAAUGUUUAAAA
Cucumis melo (muskmelon) is the source of this 2744-nucleotide messenger RNA. Its product is annotated as serine carboxypeptidase-like 7. Gene Ontology annotation, biological process: proteolysis; secondary metabolic process. The record is from RefSeq and is a predicted model, not a curated record. The coding region runs from base 1 to 2547 and encodes 848 amino acids. Lineage: Eukaryota; Viridiplantae; Streptophyta; Magnoliopsida; Cucurbitales; Cucurbitaceae. Gene Ontology annotation, molecular function: acyltransferase activity, transferring groups other than amino-acyl groups; serine-type carboxypeptidase activity. The transcript is spliced from 27 exons.